Messenger RNA from Patiria miniata (bat star), 5935 nucleotides. RefSeq lists its product as uncharacterized. Gene Ontology annotation, molecular function: protein binding. The transcript has 11 exons. Gene Ontology annotation, cellular component: stereocilium tip; plasma membrane; stereocilia ankle link complex. NCBI's taxonomy places the organism in Eukaryota, Metazoa, Echinodermata, Asteroidea, Valvatida, Asterinidae. Bases 154 to 2553 code for a protein of 799 amino acids. The record is from RefSeq and is a predicted model, not a curated record.
GCCAAAGUGCCCGGAUGUAACCUACAUUCCGUCCACAAACAAGUGAAAGUAGCACCUGUUGUGCUCAGAUUAUCUGCACACAAAAAAACACUGCCGAAUCAUCUGUGAGUUUGAUACAGACUUGUCUAAGAGUUUCUCUGGAUUCCGUCCGGUAUGACCAGCGCCGGUCAGCACCUGCGCACCUUAGCGCACAGGCAUCUCAAUGAGAGAGAGUGCGCUGCCCUCAAGCAAGCCAUCCAGUCUUUCCGACAGACCAAGUCCGUCCUGGUGCUCUGCACCACCCUGAGAAGCCUCCUGAACACCCAGGAGAAGACCUGUCUCCUUGAGGCCAUCUUCCCGAUGAUCCCCGAAGAUCUGAGGCUGGACUUUGAUCACCUCUGCUGUCUGAACUUCCAAGGCUAUCAAUCCCAGAUCCAGAAGCAGAGAUCUCCGGAGGUCAUCAGGGGGACAGCCAGGCACGGAGCCGGGAGACCAAAGCGCAAGUCCUCUGCUAAGGUGCUCCUGCCCGUGGAGCAGAUCCGAGCAGUCAUGGGCCUGGAGGCCAGGAGCAAGGCUGUGUCGACGGCCCACCAGAAGGAAGUGCGACGAACUGACAACAGUCCGUCCAAGAGAGCUGACUUCGUCAGGAUGCGAAGGGACAGCUCCAGGUCUUCUGAAGGGAGGAAGGAACACAAACGGAGUCGAACGAUGGAUGUUGACCUUAGAAGAAAUCAACCUGAGGUUCCACCCCUCGCCCUGAACACCAGCAGUGAGCAGCAACAAGGCAGCAGUGUGAGAACCACGCCCAAGGCCCCACCCUCCUCCACCUCCUCCUCUGCCUCUGCCCCGCCCAUCCAGAUCAGGAAGAUCAAGCUGACGCACCGAGAGAAGGAGACCCUAGGCUUCAGCAUUCGGGGAGGCAAGGACCUGAAUGCUGGCAUCUAUGUCUCCACAGUGGAUCCUGGUGGCCAGGCAGAGAGACAUGGAUUGAAGGUGGGGGAACGGAUUCUAAAGGUCAACGACACGCCAUUCAAGAGCAUCACCCAUGCCCAGGCUGUGGUGGCGCUCAAGUCGGCGCGCCGGCUGAUACUCUACGUGGCACCAGUUGGCACCAUGCCAGGAUCCACACCAAACGGCACUCCAAGGAGUGAGAUAAGCAGUGCCAGAUCAGCCAGCAGCCACCAAUCACUCAAGAGCGCAAGCAGCAGUAAGCAUGGCAACAGUAGCCAUGACAACAGCCAAGAUGAGGCUGAUGGGUCAAAGGUCAAACAGGUGACCAUCAUCGCUGAUGAGGAUGGCUGGUUGGGCUGCAGUAUCAGAGGUGGUGUGGACUUUGAAUUGGAUGUGACUGUAGCCAACGUGGACCCCAUGUCACCUGCUUACAGGGCUGGACUCAAGAGGGGACUGCUCAUCAGCAAGGUGAAUGGAGUCAGCGUUGAGACGUUAACACAUGAAGAGAUCAUUAGCCUGGUCAUGGCUACCAAUGUGGUAGUACUUGAUGUCAAACCUGCUCCCAAGAAAUCUUCUCAGAACCAGAAGAGUAAGGUGAAGCACAGACGAAGCCAGACUGCAGAGGCAGCCCUCCCCAGCCCCAGGCCAGAGGAACGUAGCCAACCCAGCUAUCCAUCUUCCUCCGCACAGUCUCCCAAACAGACGGGCAGAUUGGCGGCCAACUUUGCUGAAUUUGAACUGGAACUGCAAUCUACUCCACCUGUGUCUACCUCUACCCCUCUGCCUCCUGACAAUCACCCAGCCCUGAUAGCAAACAGGGAGAAGGAGAGAGAAGCACUGAACAACAAUCUGUCUUCCCCUGAGGACGACGGCCUGAGAGCGAUAUCCCCUGAUCCCACCGGCAGGUUUGUCAGGAUUCUCAACGACUCCCGGGAUCUGGACGGCUCGGGCGGCUCAAGCACCGAGAACACGCCGAGGGAAGGCUCCAAGUUUGACAUGGGGACCAUCCGCCUGAACAUGGCCAAUCAGAUGGAAAAGACCCUGAAUGUUUUAGGGAACUGCAACCGCACGCCCACCAAGAAGGAACACGUCAAGGAUAUAUUUCACUUGAAUUCCAACAUGCAUGAGUACCGGACGCCCGUGAGCAGCCCGAAGCCCGACCGAAACGCCAAGAGUGGGCUUAAUACGCCGGAAAUGAACCCGUACAUCAGGGCCAACAUGAACAUCCUGAGCUCGCCGUACAACAACGUGGAGCAGGAGUUACGUCUGGCCAACUUCAGGCCGUCGACGCCGUCCAAGCAGCUGCCGAUCAUGAAGCCGCUGGUCAACUCCCAGGUUGACCAACAGCUGACCGGCAAGCGCGCCAAGCCGCCGCUCUGCCCCAACAUCCCCGUGGCCCAGACCUCACCCGUCUCCAAGUUCUUCAAGAAGAUGCUGAGACGGAACAGCAUGUCCGGUAGCCGGCGGUCUCUGGGUAGCCUGCGCAGCACCAGCAUGGAGAGUUUGAAUGAUGACAAGACGAGCCUGAACUCGCUGGGGGCAGUGUCAAGCGACGGCUCAGCCAUGCACCGAUCGGCGUAUGACUUGAUGGUUGAAAACGAUCCCGAUGUCACUUUGCUGUGAGUGUUUGAGUGAAAUCAACCGGCACCGUAACCCAGGUUUUAGAGGAUUUUAAAGGAUUGGGGAAGUUACAGCCCAGUCACUCUUACUUCCAGUAGACAGUAGAACCGAGCUAGUUCUGAUGUUUUUUGGGUGAACUGUUAUUUAAAAUUUGAUCCAUAGGUAAAAUGCUUGCUACAGCGUUAAUUUCAGUUGAGUGAUAAAUACUGCAAAUUUUUAAUUUUAAACUGUAACGAAUGAGAUUUGUUAUGAUUUUUGCUGAUUUCAGGAUUUUUUGUAAUGAUUUUUCCUGAUUUCAGAAUUUGUACAGGAUCACUUUUCAAAUCUGGAAUUCCUGAGGUUUAGCGUAAAGAUGCUUUUUUACAUAUACAAGUUUAUAUAAAAGUUUAUAUACAAAAAAGGAGGUUAUCUUAAGGGGUGCCUUCAGGUAAAUACAGGUGUAUGUCAUACACCCUAUGUUGCUCUGGGCAACCCUCAAACCCUCUGCCACUCCCUCCCCCCCCCCAUCUCAUCCCUGCUGUAAAACUAUCAAAAAGUUUUAAAAGGAAAAUUCAAGUGUUUCCUUGUUCUUUCUGGUGCAUUUAUUCACAGGCAUGCAACUUUUCCUCGGAUCAGCUGAUUUCCCUUUUUUAACUUCCCAUGUGUGCCAUUAAAAAUAGAAAAACACUGUACAGAUUCCAGGAAAGAGUUGAAUUUCCUCUUGUUUUUGUGACAUCCCAGUUGCAUGGCUGUUGUAUUUCAAGAUUCAUUUUCUGGGACACUCUGUAGAAGAGAAAACUCAACAUGGGUCCUACUUCACCAGUUAACGCCAGAGGACGUGUAAACAUGAUCUGGCAAUGUACAUUAUAUUCGGGGCGGGUGUCAGGUUAAAUGGUCAAGCUUUCCCUGAGUCUCCAGCGGUGGACGCAUAUGCAUGUCAGUGGUUCACGUGGUGUUGUACACACUGUGUUUUGAACUUGAAUUUGGCCGCUGUACACAGCCUGUCAUCGAAGCAAAUAUUGCUCCGUGGCGAGGCUUUUGAGUGUUGCAAAAUAUGAAGUUAGGAUGAGAUGUAUCGUACAAAUAUUGUACAAAUGACUCUCAAAGAGUCAGUACUCUUGGCGUUUGUCUUGAUUUUAAAAUUGGGCUGAUAUAUUGUCUUUUUCAAAAAUUGUGUUUUUCAGCCUAAAAAUUUUUUUGUCUUCAAGUGGUCAAUGUAUCACAUACAUGUAUAAGCUCAUUUCCCACCGUGCAUUUUUUUUUUCAAAAACUACUUUUUUGCUCCAACAUGACUUUUUUUUUUGUAGAGUUAGCAACAAAUUUCAAUUUUAAGUAAAACUUUUUUGGUACACAUUAUUUGGCAAUAUAUGUAUAUAUAGAUAUAUAGUUUUGUCUUCUGAACAAUGUGACUUUAAUAUGCUGCAUUUAGCAUUGCUCGAGGUUUCUAUUUGUCUAUGAAUACAGCUGAUUUUGUGAACAGCACUGUUUCCUAAUAUUUGAAUAAGUACUGUGUUUAGAGGGCCAAUAAUUACAAUCAUUCUUUUUCUAAAAGAAAACACACAGAAAGUUGUAUCUUGUCUCAGACAAUCAAUUUUUAUUAAUCUCUUCAAUGAUAAAUGCGUAGCUUGUCCAAAAUGAUAUAUAGAUCAUGAUUCAAUUGUUGGAUACAAUUUUUAAACUGUUUUGAACAGACUUACAAAAAGUAGUGGUUUACUGAAAUUGAGGUUUGGGUCACAUUUUUGUGUACAUUCUAUUGAUUAUAAAUGUCCACAUGGGCAAUUCCAGUAUUACAUGUAUGGAAAAAAAGUGAUGUCUGUGACUGAACCAAUUAUCCACGAUAUCUAAAUAAUGAUUCAGAGAAACGAUCCAAAACUCCUAGUCUGUAAUCUCCUUGACCAUUACUAGAUGAUGGAUGUAUAAGAUUUGAAAAAUACAUUUUCAGUUUUAUUCACUGAGCUUUUAGAUAACAAAAAAAUUGUCUGAUUUUUGACGUCUGUGACGCUGGAAUUGCCCGAAUGUUGUAAAUUACAUUCACUUGUACAAUAUGGGUUUAUCAAAUGGUGGCAGUGCCAAUAUAAAGAUAUGUACAUUUUUUAUGAAAAGUCAUUACGGGUGUACACAUUUCCUUAAUUCAACUUGUAAUUUAAACUGAUAUACCAGAAAAAUCACUACAUGCUGUAAAUAUAUUACUGUAUUAGUAACACUUAACAGUCAUCUCAUAAGGUUAUUAUUCAAUUUAAUAAAUGCUUUGUCAUAUUGUAUACCAUGUGUAUGGAUAGUAAAUUGUACUAAUUAAGGUGCAACAUGAUUUUCUUGUUUGUUUUAAUGUGGCAAAUACUGAACGGGCAUUCGUAGAAAUCAUUAACAAAAUUGAGGCCACCUUUGUUCAGAAGUCCAAAGGCACUGGUGAUGAAAAAGUAAAUAGUUCUUGACGGUUCAACCACUUGGAACAAGUGGGUUCAAAUGCAUCUCAGCUGGGAAAUAUCUUACCCAAUUCGGGAAUUUUGGGAAGACUAAAAUACAAAAACCUAAGAAGUGUUUCACUGCUGUCAAAAAACAAAGACACAAAAGCAAGUAUUAAGCUGUAAAUUUCUUUCAGACUGCAUUUGCUCACCGCUUUGGCCAGAGAUGUGUGUAUUUCGGACUCUAGUACGGACUCAUUAGUUGUACUGUGCACGCUAAAGUGACGAUAACUUUGGAAGGUGGCAGGUUACGUGUUAGGGUUACAGUCCAUAUAAGGUAAAAGGAAGUAGAUUUCACAGGAGUCCAAAUUUCAUAUGACGCCAGAUUCGAAAAAGAAGUGACACUGGACAGUUUCAGCUACUGGAAUGGAAUAAGCUAAGUAACCAACAUAGAAAUGGGGCCAAAAACUAAGUAUUUUUUAAGUGUGCCUUGCGCUUGUUCGAAUCUGUGGUCAUUCUCUUUUAAAGAGUGAUUUGGAUAUUACAGCAGCAUGCUGACCUGUUGACAGUGUGAUAAAAACACCCCAAAACUGUCUUCUCAAAUAGCAACUUCAUAUUUUGUUUGCUAAAGCUUUUGAAAAACACAGUGUUCUAGUUCAUGCAUUCAAGAAACCCUUGAACAUGUCCAUGAAUGUUCCCCUUUUUUUCAGUGUAAAUGUUUGUUUCAAAACUAGUGCUUCAUAUUCAAAAUUCCAUUUUGACACUUUUUUUCACUCUUUUUGUACCAAAAUAUGGUGCUGGGUUUUUGGGGAAUUACAAGAUGUUAACUCUAAACUUUGUAUGUUUCAAGAUUCUGAUCCUUUUGGAAUUUGGAAGCUGUGAAAUAAAAUGGGCUUUUCACAUCUAUGACAAUUAAGACCAUUGUGCCUCAAAUUUGUACUCGUCCAAACACAAUACAUGUACCUGGUAUGGCUUGGGAAAUUAUUGUGAAACAAGAAAAAAAA